Messenger RNA from Anopheles marshallii, 1287 nucleotides. RefSeq names its product cyclin-dependent kinase 10 (gene Cdc10). Gene Ontology annotation, biological process: protein phosphorylation; regulation of mitotic cell cycle. Gene Ontology annotation, molecular function: cyclin-dependent protein serine/threonine kinase activity; ATP binding. The record is from RefSeq and is a predicted model, not a curated record. Gene Ontology annotation, cellular component: nucleus. The coding region runs from base 1 to 1287 and encodes 428 amino acids. The transcript is spliced from 5 exons. Lineage: Eukaryota; Metazoa; Arthropoda; Insecta; Diptera; Culicidae.
AUGAUAGUUGCGGGGGCCAUGGGACACCGGAAAGCGCGCCAACAUACGACCCUGUUCAUGCUGAGCGAAAAGGCACGAAAAGCAGUGAAUCACUAUGCCGAUUAUCGCGACCCCAAUCGACCCGUACAACGCAAAGGGAUGCUAAUGAAUUUUCUCACCAAAGAGUAUGUAGAAAUUCGUCCGCAAGAUGUGUAUGGAAAGUGUCGUUACGUAUCGUCGUUCCAGAAAUUGAACCGGGUCGGCGAAGGCACGUACGGAAUUGUUUUUCGUGCCCGCGAUUCUGUCUCAAAUGAAAUUGUAGCCCUGAAGAAGGUACGGAUCGAUCAAGACAUCUUCAAAGAUGGAUUCCCAAUAAGCGGAAUGCGUGAGAUUCAGAUUCUCAAAAAUUGUAAUCACGAAAACAUCGUCCGGUUAAAGGAAGUGGUAGUCGGCAACAGUCUAGAAAGUAUCUUUCUCGUAAUGGAAUUUUGUGAGCAGGAUCUUGCCUCGCUGCUCGACAACAUGGAAACACCGUUCACGGAAUCGCAAGUCAAAUGCAUCAUAUUACAGCUGCUGAAAGGUUUAAAGUACCUACACUCGAAGUACAUCAUACACAGAGAUCUAAAGGUGUCAAAUUUGCUGCUAACGGACACAGGAUGCCUGAAGAUAGCCGAUUUCGGUUUGGCACGCUACAUGAGCGACUCAACCAAACCGAUGACACCAGGCCUUGUAACGCUCUGGUACCGUCCUCCAGAAUUACUCUUCGGUGCCAAAACGCAGAACACUGCGGUAGACAUGUGGGCAACGGGUUGCAUUCUUGGUGAGCUGUUGAUUCACAAACCGCUGUUGCCCGGUACGAGUGAAAUCUCCCAGAUCGAGCACAUCAUUAACCUACUCGGCACACCAACGACGGCUAUUUGGCCAGACUUCGAUAGCCUACCCUUGGUGCAAAACUUCACGCUCAAAGAACAGCCCUACAACAAUCUGAAGAGCAAGUUUCCCUUCCUAUCGUCGAGUGGGUACGAUCUGCUGAACAGUUUGUUCAUGUACAACCCGCAGUGUCGUGCUUCAGCACGACAAUGUCUGCUAAGCACAUACUUGGUGGAACCACCACUCCCAUGCGAUCCGAAACUGAUGCCAACGUUUCCUCAUCAUAGAGAUAUGAAGAAAACAACCCCAAACAAACCGGAAGAUCCGCGCAAACGCACCAAUACCCUGUCAAAUAGCAAGGCUCCAUUCGAUGCAAGCCAGCCUCCAACUAUUUCGGAUUUACUCGGUUCAUUUAUUAAGAAACGACGCUGUGAUUAG